ACUUGAAUCAAUGUUUUAAAAUUACCUAUUCGGUAUUUAAAAGAAUAUAAAUCACGUAUUCAAGUACUUUUAAAGGCACCUUUUGGGUUAUUUUAUAUAUAAUUUUUAAAGCAUUAGAGAACAGUGAGACACCUUUGCAAUAUCAUAUUUCAAAGGUGCCCCACUGCCCCUAAUAGUCCUAAAUUAAUCAAAUUAUUAAUUUGUAUUUCAAAAGAUGAUUUUUUUAAAUGAUGAUUUCUUUAAAGAGCAAGGCACUGAUUAGGUUAGGAAGUGACAUAACCUAAAAAAAGUUUUUUGUAUGCCAAACUUUAACGUCUACGUCCUGUAUCACAUUUUGUUGAACAAAUUAUUUAGAAUCUUUUAUUGUAUCAGAAAAACCGUACAUUUAUUUAUAUCAAUUUGAAGUUGAAUAAUUUAAAAGCUCUUCAAAAAAUUGUUUUUUUUUUGUUAGAAAAAAAUUAGGUUAUGUCAAAACAUAACCUCUUAAUUAUUUAGAAAAUUCCUUCACAAAAACAACCAACGGCCCUGAAAGCCUUAAAAAUUUGUUUUAAACAUGCUACUAGAUAAAAAAAACUUACAUUUUUGAUUCACUAACACUCGCUUAGAAGAUAAUAACCUCAGAAAGAAAGAAUAGAGAAGACUUAUAUUGAAAGAAAGAAAAAUCAUUAUUCAGUAAAAAAGAAACAACUUAUUUUUCAGAUGAAAAUCGGUUAAAAAAAAUGAUCGUAGGUAAAAAAAUCCUGAGAGAAGUAAAAACAAAGAACAGUCAAAAAUUAUUAAAAAGAAAAAUAGAACAAAAAUAUAGAGGAAAAACUGAUGAAUUUCUACGAGAAAGAAAUAUUGCAAAAGAAAAAGAAAACAUUUAUUAGAAAGAUGAAAAAUUGAUCGCAUAUUGUUGUUAUUAAAUAAUUAAUUAUUUUAAUGAUGAAACAGAGAAGUUUUGAUUGAAAGAAAAAAAAAGUUACAAAAUAAAGAAGAAAAUGUAUUCUGCUCAAAAUGCGUACAAUUUUCUUUUUUCCGGAGGGUUAACUCUGCGGGAAUUUGGGUCAGAUAUUGAUCAAACAAUCCGAAGACAACUUUUCAGUUUUGCGAACUUCUGCAGAUUGGAAGUGAAGGAAUUUUUGGGGGAUUUUCCAGUAAGAAAAAAUGAAGUUUACUUGGAAGCCUUGCAGGAAGAAGAAGCCUGAACCAAAUCCAGGAGCUAUUCUGGAUCAGGUGAUCUCUCAAUCAUCCUCAAGUGCUUGUCUUCUGUACAAAUUAGCUGAUUACAAGAGAGGAGGAGAGCUCAUUGAUGCCAUCCAAACGGGAGGGCAGGUUGCUGUAGAAUCUCUGAUUCGAGAGCAAUUUGGAGUUUUCAUGUACAACGGAGGUAAAGGCCAGAUAAUCAAUCGAGCUGAAUACCUCAGGUGGAAAUACAUCGAUAACCACGAAGUUAAGAUACCCAUAGAAGCCUCUCUGUCACCUCAUGAUCCUCUGGGCAAGUGGAAGGAUCACAAGGCAUGUUGGCAGAUGCAAUAUCGAGGCUCCCUGGGAGAGAGUUUGCUGCAUGUUCUGAUUAUUUGCGACACAAAGGUUCAUACAAAACUCGGCAGGAUCCUCCUGAGAGUCUUCCCGAUGCUGGCUGUGGAUGUGAUUGAGGGAGAGGAGUAUCUGGGAGCUAGUGCUCUUCACUUGGCCAUUGCUUACAGCAACAAUGAACUCGUGCAGGAUCUAAUUGAUGCUGGUGCUGAUGUCAAUCAACGAGCGAUCGGAAGUUUCUUCCUCCCUCGUGAUCAGCAGGGCUACAGACCAGCUAAGAACACGGAUUACGAAGGCUUGGCUUACCUGGGAGAAUAUCCUCUUGCAUGGGCAGCUUGUUGCGCCAAUGAGAGUGUAUACAACCUCCUCUUGGACGUUGGUGCUGACCCCGAUGCCCAGGACUCCUUCGGGAAUAUGAUCCUGCAUAUGGUAGUUGUCUGUGACAAAUUGGACAUGUUCGGCUAUGCUCUGCGCCACCCGAAACUUCCUGCUCGCAAUGGGAUCAUCAAUGAUGCAGGACUUACUCCCUUGACUUUGGCCUGCACUCUGGGCAGAGCUGAAGUAUUUCGGGAGAUGUUGGAACUGAGUGCAAGGGAAUUCUGGCGGUACAGCAACAUCACCUGCUCUGGAUACCCUCUAAAUGCCCUGGAUACGCUUCUCCCAGACGGAAGAACCAACUGGAACUCUGCCUUAUUCAUAAUUCUAAAUGGGACAAAAGAGGAGCAUCUGGAUAUGCUGGACGGAGGAAUAAUUCAGAGGUUGCUGGAGGAGAAGUGGAAGACCUUUGCAAGAGGACAAUUUCUCAAGCGUCUCCUGAUUCUCUUUGCGCAUUUAUUCUGCCUAUCCUUGAGCAUCUAUCUGCGUCCGGAAAGUGAGAAAACCGAAGUGGAAGGAGCCGAACCUACAAAUUCGCCAAAUGAUGAGGAUUCUGAUGAUGACUUCGACGUAACUACAAUUAUCCGAUAUUGUGCUGAGCUCUGUACAAUUGGCGGAGUUCUCAGCUAUGUCAUCUUCCAGCAGGGAGAUGAGGUCAAGAAUCAAGGACUAGUGGCUUUUCUGAGACAACUUCCUAACUCUCCGGCUAAAUUCAUCUUCCUGAUUUCCAACUUUCUCAUCCUGGCAUGCAUCCCAUGCAGAAUUGCCGGAGAUACGGAUACUGAAGAGGCGAUUUUGGUAUUCGCUGUACCGGGUAGUUGGUUCCUGCUUAUGUUCUUCGCAGGAGCCGUGAGAUUGACAGGACCGUUCGUUACGAUGAUUUACUCAAUGAUUACAGGCGAUAUGUUCACUUUUGGGAUCAUUUAUACAAUUGUCCUCGUAGGAUUCUCCCAGGCUUUCUUCUUCCUCUACAAAGGUCAUCCUCAAGUGGCUGCUUCGCUCUUCGCCAGUUAUCCCAGUACCUGGAUGGCCUUGUUCCAAACUACCCUUGGCGACUAUAACUAUGCCGAUCUCAAUAACACCACCUACCCCAAUCUGGCCAAGACCGUCUUUGUGAUCUUCAUGAUCUUCGUGCCGAUUCUGCUGCUGAACAUGCUGAUCGCCAUGAUGGGCAACACUUACGCCCAUGUCAUCGAGCAGUCCGAGAAGGAGUGGAUGAAGCAAUGGGCUAAGAUUGUGGUAACUCUAGAACGCGCUGUAUCCCAAACGGACGCUAAGAAGUACCUAGAGGACUAUUCAAUAGCCCUGGGACCCAGCAAUGACGAUUCUGGAUUUGAGCAGAGGGGCGUAAUGGUGAUCAAGAGCAAAAGUAAGACCCGUGCGAAGCAGCGAAAGGGAGCUGUUAGCAAUUGGAAGAGAGUUGGAAAAGUCACGCUGAAUGCACUAAAGAAGAGAGGAUUGACAGGAGAAGAAUUGAGGAGGAUCAUGUGGGGAAGGGCUUCAAUCAGUAGCCCAACGAAGGUGACCAAGAAGAAGAGAGAUCCUAAUGAUCCAUUUGCCAUUUCUGCUGCAAUUGACGUCAUGUCAUUUACUCAUGAUAUUGUCCUCUGUGGCGAUGGAAUGACUCCAGAAGGGACUCUUCCUGGUGCCCCUGGAGCUCCUGGACCAAAAAUGGGAGUUAAAGGAAGUCUACAUCCUAGCCAAUUAAUGCAAACUACUUCAGAUUACAAAGAUCCUCUGAGGGAACUUGUCUUGAUUUCCGAAGUAAUUUGCGUGAAUGACAAGAGUUACAUGGCUAACGUUCAAUCUCUGGCCAAGGAAGCUACGGUGCUAGAGAAUAUCCUGGAAGUUCCACUAAAAUCAAAAGAACCGGAAAAACUUCCUCCACCUAAGCCAGUUCCUCCCCCUCCUGUUGCUGCUGGUCUCCAGAGUGCAGCCAACACUCUGUUCCAGAAUCCUAAAGAUGUCAUUGAUCCGGAAAAGGAAAAGGCUUUCUUGAAACAGUUGGAAGCACUCGAGGAUACGGACUCCGAGGCAUUCGGCGACAGGCCAGUUCUAGGCAAGAUUUCUUUGAUUCGCCGAGCUAAAUCCGCAGUUAGUCGUUCUGCCUCAGCCAAGAGGCGCAAUGAUGAACAUCCACUGUUCCAUAUUGCUUGGGACGAGACUCCGGCUGAAGUUCCCGUCGAAACUACUCCUCCAGCUGGGUCUCCUCCACUGGAAGGGAUCAACAAUGAAGCCUACGAGGAGGAUGAAGUUGUGACAGUGGAGGAUGUCAAAAGGCAGAUGGAAGCCUUCCAUUUGCGUCCCAGGAAGCAAUCUGUGGAUUCUCAAUCGACCACUGUUGAAAGGGCUCACAGAGAAACCAAAGAAACUGCUGCAGCACCAACUGCAUCCUCCUCUUCUGGCAAGAAUGGGAAGUACGCAAAAGGGAGAAAAAUUGCAGGAAGGAGCUCCAAGAACAAAGUUUCCCCUGCAGAUGGAGUUCCUGAAAAAGCAGCGGAUGAUGCAAAGAAAAAACGCGGUAAAUCAGCACCUCAAGCCGGAAAAGGUGAAAAAGGUGACAAAGAAGGUCCCGAGUCGCCUCCAGAUCCUCUUGAGCCAUGGAGCACUCGUGAAUUAGCUACUAUAAAUAAGCUUCUGGACACUGAAGAGGAGAAAUAGAAAACUAGUCCAGUUCAAUGCUGGCUUAAGAAUGAAAUGUCUCUUUACAAAAUCAUAAAA
Phlebotomus papatasi is the source of this 4614-nucleotide messenger RNA. RefSeq lists its product as uncharacterized. The record is from RefSeq and is a predicted model, not a curated record. Bases 1147 to 4554 code for a protein of 1135 amino acids. The transcript is spliced from 6 exons. Gene Ontology annotation, biological process: calcium ion import across plasma membrane. Gene Ontology annotation, molecular function: protein binding; calcium channel activity. NCBI's taxonomy places the organism in Eukaryota, Metazoa, Arthropoda, Insecta, Diptera, Psychodidae. Gene Ontology annotation, cellular component: membrane.